AUAACGACUCUAGAAGGUUGAUGAAUCGAAAGCCCUCACAUCUGAAGAUUUCAGUUGUUUGAAGCUCAAAUUAUCAGCUAGUACUGCGCGGAGUAGAUGUCUUUAACUGGUUUGAUUAUGUUUACUCUAGAGUUUUGAUUUUCUUUUCUGGAUAAGCAUCUGCAGAUGACUCUGCCUGAAAAGGCCGGCUGAAGACAGGUACAACCAUUAAGACAGUUGUGAGGAUGCAUUAUGAGGAUCUCAUGCAAUUAGUUGGUGAAAAAUGUCUAUCUCCCUAUGUUUGAUCAUCCCGCUGCUCUUCUCCGCCCGCUUGCUCAAACCAAAACCUUAGAUAGCUGGGAUAAUAAGUACACUGUUAAUGGCGGUGUACAGGUCAAAUUGGAGCUAUUCAACUGUGUAUCAGUCGGGCAUUGCAAAACUGGGAUCCACAUAUGCGGACAGCACUUCCAGCCGUUUCUUCUCCCAACAUCAUAAACCAAAAGCUCUCCACUCAAAGAUAAAAUAGAUUUUGCCUCAUCCAAGAUCUCAAGGAAUAUAAUGGGCGUAAAAGUUUCAUCGAAGAUCAAAAGGCUUCUUGCAUCCACAGCUUCAGGAAAUUCAAGUCCCAAAGAUGGUGAUGACGUGGACGUCAGAGAAGAAUAUGCAAACGCCUUCCGCACAGAAUCAUACAAUCAGUUUUGGACACGUGUCAUUAGUUUAAACCGCAAAAAGCCCACCUUGUCUUCUUCUUCUUCACCGAUCGAAUCAUCCUCCACGUCAGCUCGUCUCAUGUCAUACCGCCUCUUCGCACAUAACCUGCUAGAACCGGGUCCGAACACCGUCAACAGAAUCCUGGAUUUAUCCCGGGUCAGACGACCCGCUCGUUCUCUUCUUGCUGAUUACUUCUUGGAGACGGCAAACGCUUUCUUGCUUUGCACGUUAUUACUUAAAAACAUUCAUCGUCUCCGUUCUAAGUACGAAUCUCUGAAACCAAAAUUUCAUUCGGAGACACAUAGUUCGUUGGCUUUCCUUGACCAAUUCACGGAGCUAUCAAGAUGGUUCGACCCGUUUAUCUCGUCGGGUUCGCGGAUUCAAUUAACCAGAACCGGCUGCUUAAGCCUGCUAAAACGGUUAGAGUCAAGCCGAGACAAGACACGAACCAAACUCAAGCUCAUCAACGGACUAACUCAUAGCUCAGGCCUUCUCGUUUUGGCUCUAACCACCACGUUGAUUGUUACCAUCGCCUCCCACGCCUUUGCUUUGUUCAUAGCCGGUCCGACCCUUUUAACCGGUCGAUUCAAACCGGUUGGUCUAAGGAAUAAGCUAACGAAAACUGCGGCUCGUCUCGACGUGGCAGCGAAAGGUACUUACAUCUUAAGCCGUGAUUUGGACACGAUAAGCCGGUUAGUGACGCGGAUAAAUGAUGAAGUGGAGCACGUACGAGGCAUGGCUGAGUUUUGGGCUGGGAGAGGAUCGGGUCGGGUUCGAGGUGGGGAAGAAGUGGCUCGAGAGUUGAAGAGAUGUGAAGAGAGCUUCAGUGAAGAGCUUGAUGAGCUUGAAGAACAUAUCUACUUGUGUUUCAUGACUAUUAACCGAGCAAGGAAUCUUGUUGUAAGAGAGAUUAUGCAUCCGGAUGAUCCACCCGAUUGCUCAUUCGCUCCCAAAUCCAAAUAAAAAUCUACUAAUUUAUAUUUAUAUAGUUGAUUACCAUUUUAAUUUCAAGUCCCCUUUAUAGGCCAAAAUGCAUGUAUAUAGUAAAUUUAGUCAAAGAAAUUAUUUCCCGAAACCUGAAUUUUCUAUGGGUGUCUUCAAUAUAAGAUGUAAAUUUAAUUAUAAAAUAUCUAAAA
Brassica rapa (field mustard) is the source of this 1826-nucleotide messenger RNA. Its product is annotated as UPF0496 protein At3g49070. The record is from RefSeq and is a predicted model, not a curated record. Lineage: Eukaryota; Viridiplantae; Streptophyta; Magnoliopsida; Brassicales; Brassicaceae.